CAGCCGGCCAGGAUCAGUGUUGUCCUGACAGUGUAUCUCACCGCUCGCUACCCGACUUCCCUCCCUCACUGCGGCCGCCGGGUGUCUCCUGUGUGUAUCAGACGGCAGGCAGUGUUGGUGUUGUAUUCGUAUCUGAGCCGGUGUUGGCAAGGGAAGCUGUGACCGUCUUGACUGUGGUGUAGAAAAAGCUCCUACUACCUCGUGGGAGAUAAUAGCGGCCGGAAAUAGAUGCGGAGAUAGAAACUGGAAAUAGUGUGUGUGUUGUUAAGUGGAUACUGUUAUAAGAGGACUUGUGGUGUUACUUAAUAGUGCUUAUCUAUCGGUGACAACGGGGAAGUGAGUGCGUUUAUGUCCUCGUGGUAUUGAGGGUGUGUGAAGGUUGCUGUGAAGUGGAGUGGUAGAGGGGGUGGCAGCCAUGAUGGAUACCCUGGAAGUGGAGGUGGUGGAGCUGCCGGACACGCCCUCUGCUGGGAAGAGGCGGCGACCUGCCCCUUUGGAUUCUCCACCUUCUGCACCCUCUACCCCCGUGCCCCCUUCCCCCCCUGACCCCACCUCCCCCACGGCUGAGCCCACCUCCCCCACCGCUGACGGCAUGGAUCACCACCACCCACCGCCCUCCCCCUCCACCCCCACUACUGACAGCAUGGAUCACCAUCCACCGCCCUCCCCCACCACCCCUUCUACUGACAGCAUGGACCAACACCCACCUCCCCCCACCACCACAACUGACAGCAUGGAUCACCACCAUCCACCACCUCCCUCCCCCACCACCCCUUCUACUGACAGCAUGGAUCGCCGCCACCACCACCACCACCACCACCACCCACCGCCCUCCCCCACCACCCCCCCCACCUCCCCCACCACCCCCACCUCCCCCACCUCCCCCACCACCCCUGGACACGCCGGACGACGUCUCCCCAACAUCAGGAUCAAGAAACAGUACAGUAAAAUAUUCCGAAUUAAAACCAAGAUCCUACAGAACCUGGGCAAGGCAGACCGGACGGUGGACGAUGUGUUCGACGAGUACGAGAUCAACUUCAACAGACAGCAGACCAACGCUAACCGCCUACACAAAGAAGUUGCUAACUACCUCAGAUGUUGCAGAGCGUUGCACGGAGCCAGCAAGAGCUUGUUCGAGACACUGGCGGAGGUCUACGAGCCGGAGUGGGUGGGCCAUGAGCUGCUAUAUGCCCAGGCUCAAAACUCCGACAUGUUGUGGACUGACUUCUGCCACAAGCUCCAGGACCAGACUCUCACCCCUCUCACCGCCUACCAGCAGCAGUUCCCGGAGUUCAGGAAAAAGAUUGAUAAACGUGGGCGUAAAUUAGUAGACUAUGACAGUCAGCGACAUCAGCUGGAGAAUUUACAGAGGGCUGGCCGUCGAGACGAAUACAAGAUUGCUCGCAGUCGAGAUACUCUAGAAACUGCGCGUGUCACAUAUGAGGCUUUAAACAAGGAGCUGUACGACGAGUUGCCAACACUGUACGACCAGAGGAUCCCCAACGUUUCUUCCAGCCUCCAGGCCCUCUUUGCUGCUGAAGCCACUGUCAUGGCGGAGUCUAGCAAGGUUGCCAAGGAGCUAGAGGCUAUUGCAGAGAAACUAUCAAAGGAAUGUGCCAAAGGAACUUACAAGGUGAAGCGCGGAGUGGCCCCCCGUCCCCUCUCAGUCGUGGAACCCGUCUCCCCUAAGACCAUCAACUCUCCGUCCAUGUGGUAUGAUGGUGGGGCCGUAGAGGAGGGAGGCAACUCGCUCCAGUCACUGGAGGGAAACGAGGGCACCCUGGAUAUAACCAACACAGAGGAAAACCAAGAUUCCUCAGCCACAUUGGAACACAAGGAAUCUUAUAAACCUAUUCUGGAUUCAGUUGAGCGCACUCCAACCCCUCCUCCAAGUCCACUCCCACUUGAAAGCCCAACCAACGAUGCUGAUUCUGCUCCGAGUGCUCCUAUUGACUCCGAGCAUGAUACCAACAACCGUCCCACAAUUUCUGGCCCCGUUACCACUAACAAGGAAGAAACUGGCCGUCCUUACGAAGAGAUUGAAUUUGAAGACAAGAAGGUAAAUGGCACUGUGUCCCCACAGGCCAGAACCAACGGUGAAGUCAUUGGCACCAAGAUCCCACCAGCCGCUGGGUCGGCGCUCUGUAAUGGGCCUUCCUUCACGUCCCCCUUGGCUGAGCUGGACAAAAAGGUGGAAGAGAUCUAUGACAUCCCUGUGGAUGGAGGACUACAGCCAUCUGUAUCGGCAGGUGCGACCACAGAAGGACUACCACAAGGUGUGCUCUACCGUGUGCGUGCAACCUACAAGUACACACGUGAGGAUGUAGAUGAAAUUGGCUUCGAAGUUGGUGACACCAUCCAGGUGGUGGAGUAUGACGAUCCAGAGGAACAGGAGGAGGGAUGGCUGACCGGGAUCAAGGAGGGCACCCAGGAGAAAGGGCUCUUCCCUGCCAACUUUACCCGACCCAUCUAAGCUCUCCCUAUUCUCAAUAAAGUACUACUGAGAUUGGUUAAAAAAAAAAAAAAUUUUUUUUAACCAAGCUUGAGGUUGGCUUAUCUUAAGAUUCCUGUGUAGGAAGGCAGCAAAUCUGAAGUUUGGGUUGGUUAGUAGCUAAAAGCUGGUUCAUCUGCAAAUGUGUAGAUUGAAGCAAGCUGGUAUAUCAUCAUACCUGUAGCGAAAACAGGUGCAAGAGUUGAAAUGUGAAGCGUUAUUUUAAUAACAUUGAAGUUAGAGCAUAGUUUUUCAUAUGUUAAUUUGACAAGCCUACAAUGUAUCCUUAUGCCAGUCAAUACCCUUAAAUUUGUAUAGUGUUGUGAGAAUUUUACCCCAUAUCCCUGUCAUUUACUCAAUACCACAGUGUAUACUGUAUUGAUGCUCUAUAAAUAAUCUCCUUCAGUAGGUUAUUGCUCAUGUAAUUCAUAAAUGAAUGUUGCUAUAAAUAGCAGCGAGAUUUGUCCACCGAUUAGAAAGAGUCCCUUCAGUGCGCUGCAAGUGCAAUGAAAGCUGCGUAAAUAUGUGAUUUGCUGUUAGUCCACUGUUGUAUAAAUUGUAACCCUCAUCUUUAUAUCUCUAUUUUAUCCUAGUUUUCUAACAUUUGUAUUGAUUAGUAUAUUAUCAAGGCAGGUUAAUUGAUAAAUAAGGACCCCUAAAAAUGCAGCUAAUAUUAAAAACCCAAAUUCAACUGGUAGCUUGGGUUAAUUAUGAUGGACAGUGAGUUUCUCGUCAUGAAAGUGUGCAUGGACUUAUGUUAUUGACCAUUGCUUACUUUAUUUAUUGAUUUGAAUAGUUAUUAAGCCACUUGUUGUGUUUGUGAAUGUUUAUCAUAUGAUCUGAUAUCUAAAUACUCUUUAUUAGCUGAUGUAGUAUUGUUUGCAACUGGAAAGUAUAACUGGUAUAAAUAAUAAUAAUAAUAAAUGGGGCAUUAUCACCCAAGUAGAGCAGCCGGCUUGUACCAUUUAUGUGAAAUUUGACCAAUACGCAUUGCUGUAUCUGUGUUGGUUCACAUUUGUUUGAGCUUGCUAUUACAAUUCAAACCUUUCCAACUAAUGAGAGACCAAUAUAAUCUGGUAAAUCUAUUCACUGAAUAUUUGUUAAAUAGUUUUAUUGCUACAUGGUGCAGUUUCAGGGUCAGUCAUAAUGAAAAUUAAAAAACUAUAUAGCCACAAGCAGGAUACCAAACAUGCUCUCAGGUUGCUGCAAUAUUAUAUACAAAUGAGAUUCACAGUUUCUUGUUGACUUCAUCUCUCCUACUACACUUUAGUUGGCUUGUAACACUGGAGUGAUACAGUAUGUGUAAAUACUCAUGGCUAAGAAGAGACCUCCUGUAAAUAGUUUCCAGAUGUAAAUAAAAGUUUGAGAUGGAGUAUGUCGUAUAUAAAGAUGGUCUCUCAUGUAUGUAUAUAAUAUGGAUGAUAAUCCAACAUGUAUUGAAAGAUCUGAUUAUUGUUAUUUACUCACAGAAGUAAUGAAUCUGAAGGCAGAAUGCUCCCAGGCUGCUUAGCAAUUGUAUUUUGCUCUAAAUGUGUAUUAUACACUACAGUUUAACUUAUAUUUUAUACAAAAAUUGCAGAUUAGGACAGACAUGUGCCAUGACCCCACGGAGGUACUUAAUUAGUUACUAAUAAUGUAAGUGUAUGUAGUAUGCAUUAGCCUGCUAAUUCGACAGGUGUUAGUUACCCAAAUGACACAAUAUUGCAAACCCCUGAUGCCCUUCUAUGUUUUUAAUUGAGCUUUUGGUUACUUGAAUAAGUCCUUGUUAUAAAAUGUUCUAAUAGUGAAUUUGUGAUGACUCAAAGUAAGGUGCCUUUUACUGAAUACAGAGCCUGUGCCUUAGCUGGAUAAUUUUAUAAGAAAAUUUUACUAAUGAAUGAUGCCGUGCUGUUUGGCUGUUAGUUUCAUUCGCAUUAUAGUAAACUUGCCAUGUAAUUCAAUAUGCAAAUCCCUAUAAUCAUCAUCAUCCUCCCCCAUCCAUUUAAGCACUUGCAGUCAAGUUUCUCUUGAUAAGAGAGAGACUGUUUGAAAACCUUUAUAAGGUAGACUUGUUUAUUGAGAGGAGACAUAAGCAUUUGUGGUUUACAGUCUGCUAUAAUAGUAUAUGCAGCUUUGUGCCAUGUUUUACUGUCACAGAUUUGGGCUAAAUUUGUCAUGCCUCUGCCCAAACCAACAAGUAUCGAGCAAAUCUUGUUAUGGUUAGGUUUUGGAGCAAAUUUUGUGAUAAGCCUGUGAACUGGAGGAGGAGAGAGGUUACAUUAUGAGUGUCAAAUAUCCAGCAGCAUCAGUAAUGUGUCUUGCCCCAUAUCCCUGUUUUAGCCCCCCCACUAGCAACACCAGAACAACUCGGCACGUACUCGUAUAAUUUAAUAUAUUAACAUCAGUGCUAAUAAACAAAAUAUGAAUCCCAGGAA
Molecule: messenger RNA, 4905 nt
Organism: Procambarus clarkii (red swamp crayfish)
Lineage: Eukaryota; Metazoa; Arthropoda; Malacostraca; Decapoda; Cambaridae
Gene: Amph
Product: amphiphysin
Cellular component (GO): cytoplasm; plasma membrane
Molecular function (GO): phospholipid binding; protein binding
Source: RefSeq, a predicted model, not a curated record